Molecule: messenger RNA, 6429 nt
Organism: Penicillium alfredii
Lineage: Eukaryota; Fungi; Ascomycota; Eurotiomycetes; Eurotiales; Aspergillaceae
Gene: pksP
Product: polyketide synthase alb1
Exons: 5
Coding region: 1-6429 (2142 amino acids)
Biological process (GO): fatty acid biosynthetic process
Molecular function (GO): phosphopantetheine binding; fatty acid synthase activity; 3-oxoacyl-[acyl-carrier-protein] synthase activity
Source: RefSeq, a predicted model, not a curated record
AUGGAGGCCCCCAGUCGUGUGUAUCUCUUCGGAGAUCAGACUGCUGAUUUCGACUCGGGUCUUCGCCGCCUACUGCAAGCCAAAAACGACUCGCUGCUGUCGGCCUUUUUCCAGAAGUGCUACUAUGCAUUGCGCAAAGAGAUCUCCAGGCUGUCGCCAUCUCAGCGGCAGCUGUUCCCUCGUUUUACAAGCGUUGUCGACCUCCUCGCCAGAUAUCGGGAGUCAGGAUCAAACCCAGCUCUGGAGAGCGCAUUGACAACCAUCUAUCAGUUGGGAUGUUUUAUUCACUACUAUGGAGACCGUGGAUAUGCCUAUCCGUCCGGCUCUGAAAGCUGUAUUAUUGGACUUUGCACCGGUCAACUUGCGGCUGCCGCGGUCAGUUCAUCAAAGACCGUUGGCGAGCUUGUCUCAGUGGGAGUUCAAACCGUUGUUAUUGCUCUGCGCCUUGGAGUCUGCGUUGUGAAGGCUCGGGAACUCGUCGAAACCAGUCAAUCUCCGUCGCAAAGCUGGUCUGUUCUGGUUUCAGGGAUGCGAGAGCAAGAAGCCCAGAGCCUGAUCCAGAACUUUUCUAAGACGAAUGCCCUGCCGCAUGUUUCACAGCCCUAUAUCAGUGCUGUAAGCCCAAAUGGACUGACUAUCAGUGGACCCCCCGCUUUUCUGGGUCGCUUUGUUGAGGCUUCUCUUUCAAAAGAGCACAAGCCUGUGCGAGUUCCAAUUCACGGUCCUUACCAUGCGUCGCACUUGUAUGAUGAACGGGAUAUCAACCGAAUCCUGGAGUCGUGGCCGAAGGAGGAAUUCGCGAGUUACGUCCCUCAAAUUCAGGUUCUGUCCAGUGUAACUGGGAAGAUCGUCGAUGUUUCAAAUCUUGAAGAAUUGUUGAAAUUUUCUCUCGAGGAAAUUCUGCUUCGGCCACUUUGCUGGGGCAAAGUUAUUGAUUCGUGUUUUUCGACAUUGGAUUCGGCCUCAAAAAUGUGCACGUUGCUUCCUAUCUCCACCACUGCGACUCAGAGUUUGUUCACGGGCCUCAAGAAAGCUGGAAUCUCCCAUCUUGAAGUUGAGAGUGCCAUCGGAGAUGUCCAAAAGGACCCCGAGGGUGCCAACCGUACCGGCCGUGCUGAUGCGUCUAAGAUUGCCAUCAUUGGUGUUUCGGGAAGAUUUCCUGAAGCACCCGAUACAGAGGCAUUCUGGGAUCUCUUGUACAAGGGUCUUGAUGUACAUCGUGAGGUCCCGCCAGAGCGGUGGGAUGUGAAGGCCCACGUCGACAUGGAAGGAAACACCAGAAACACCAGCAAGGUUCAAUACGGCUGCUGGAUCAACGAGCCCGGUCUUUUUGACCCGCGAUUCUUCAACAUGUCUCCUCGCGAAGCACUUCAGGCCGAUCCGGCCCAGCGACUGGCACUUUUGACUGCUUAUGAGGCCUUUGAAAUGGCUGGUUUCAUUCCCGAUAGCACCCCUUCGACACAAAAGAACCGAGUGGGGGUUUUCUAUGGCAUGACCAGUGAUGACUACCGUGAAAUCAACAGUGGUCAGGAUAUUGAUACCUACUUUAUCCCCGGCGGUAACCGCGCUUUCACACCCGGUCGGAUCAACUACUACUUCAAGUUCAGUGGCCCCAGUGUGAGCGUCGACACGGCUUGCUCGUCCAGUCUUGCGGCAAUUCACGUGGCAUGCAAUUCCCUCUGGAGGAACGACUGUGACUCUGCUGUGGCAGGCGGUGUUAACAUCCUCACAAACCCCGACAAUCACGCUGGUCUUGACCGUGGACACUUCCUUUCCCGGACUGGAAACUGCAACACCUUCGAUGACGGUGCCGAUGGGUACUGCAGAGCGGAUGGUGUGGGAUCUGUUGUUUUGAAGCGACUGGAAGAUGCUCAAGCAGACAACGACCCGAUCUACGGUGUCAUUGCUGGCGCCUACACCAACCACUCCGCCGAGGCUGUUUCGAUCACUCGGCCUCAUGUUGGAGCACAGGCAUUUAUCUUCGACAAGCUGCUCAAUGAGGCUGACAUUGACCCCAAGGAGGUCAGCUAUAUUGAAAUGCAUGGAACUGGCACCCAGGCCGGUGAUGCCGUGGAAAUGCAAUCUGUGCUGGACGUCUUCGCCCCCGAUCACCGUCGCGGGCCAACCCAAUCUCUGCAUCUUGGCUCGGCAAAGUCCAAUGUCGGCCAUGGCGAGUCGGCUUCCGGUGUCACUUCCUUGGUGAAGGUGCUGAUGAUGAUGCGGAAGAACAUGAUCCCACCUCACUGUGGUAUCAAGACGAAGAUUAACCAUAACUUCCCCACGGACCUGCCGCAGCGGAACGUUCACAUUGCUCUUGAGCCCACGCCCUGGAACCGCCCCAAUGGUGGCAAGCGAAGAAUGUUCCUGAAUAACUUCUCUGCUGCUGGUGGUAACACGGCUCUGCUGAUGGAGGAUGGCCCUCUUAGAGAGCAGGAUGUGAAUGACCCUCGGUCGGUGCAUCCAGUGAUGGUCUCAGCGAGAUCCCAGUCCGCACUUAGAAACAACGUCGGUGCUCUCGUGCAAUACAUUGACACGAACAAAAACUUGUUCAAUGUCAAUGACUCCAGUCUCCUUGCCGAUAUAUCAUACACGACCACAGCGCGACGCAUCCAUCACCCUUUCCGAGUUGCUGCCUCCGGAUCAACCUUGGAGGAAAUACGGGAUGCACUGACCUCGAGUGUGAGCCGUGAAAACAUUACCCCGGUUCCCUCGACUGCACCGGGCAUUGGCUUUGUCUUCACUGGCCAAGGCGCCCAGUACACGGGCAUGGGAAGGGAACUCUUUGAGAGCUGCUCGCAGUUCCGAGCACACAUCGAGCGCCUGGACCGCAUUGGUCAAAGCCAGGGCCUCCCUUCCAUUGUGCCUUUGGUCGAUGGGAGUGUUCCUAUUGAGGAGCUCAGCCCUAUUGUGACCCAGCUUGGAACCACCUGUGUGCAAAUGGCAUUGACCAAAUUCUGGGUUUCCUUAGGCGUCGUGCCGAAAUUUGUCCUUGGCCACAGUCUCGGUGAAUAUGCUGCGCUGAAUGCUGCUGGUAUCUUGACUACCAGCGAUACAAUCUACCUUGCCGGCCGACGGGCUCAGCUUCUCACUCAGCAAUGCCAGAUGGGCACCCACGCCAUGUUGGCCGUGCGGUCUUCAGUGGCACAAGUGAAACAAUUCCUUGAUGGAGAUUCUGCUGAGGUGGCUUGCAUCAAUGCUCCCGCAGAGACUGUGAUCAGCGGUGCUAGCCCUAAGAUUGACGAGCUGGCCGAGAAGCUUUCCAAUGAAGGGUUCAAGGCCACCAAGCUGAAGGUGCCUUUUGCUUUCCACUCUGCCCAGGUUGAGCCUAUCCUCGAGAGCCUGGCAGAUGUUGCCAAGGGUGUCACUUUCCAUGAGCCUUCAAUUCCGUUUGUGUCUGCUCUUCUCGGAGAUGUUGUCAAGGAUGCCAGCAGUGAUGUCCUUGGUCCCAGCUACCUGACACGACACUGCCGGGAGACUGUCAACUUCCUGGGGGCUCUGGAGGCUACUAGGCAUGCCAACCUGAUGAACGACAAGACUUUGUGGGUUGAGGUCGGUUCUCAUACGGUCUGCUCUGGAAUGGUGAAAUCGACUUUCGGCCCUCAGACCACAACGGUGGCAUCUCUGCGCCGCCAGGAAGACACGUGGAAGGUUUUGUCGAACAGCCUGUCGACCCUCUACCUGGCUGGAAUCGAUCUUCGCUGGAAGGAGUACCAUCAGGACUUCAGCUCUGCUCGCCAAGUCCUGCCACUUCCUGCGUACAAGUGGGAUCUCAAGAACUACUGGAUUCCCUACACCAACAACUUUUGUCUGCUCAAGGGUGCGCCCGCAACCCCUGCGGCUGAGGCCACGCCUGUCUCCACGUUCCUGACCACGGCGGCCCAGAAGGUGGUGGAGACAAGCAGUGACAAAGGGUCAGCGACUGUUGUUAUUGAGAACGACAUCUCUAAUCCCGAGUUGAGUCGUGUCAUCCAAGGCCACAAGGUCAACGGAGCCUCUCUCUGUCCAUCGUCUUUGUACGCGGACAUUGCCCAGACACUCGGGGAAUAUCUCGUCGAGAACUACAAGCCCGAGUGGAAGGGACGCGGUUUUGACGUCUGCAAUGUGACGGUUUCCAAGCCACUCAUUGCAAAGGGUGGCAAGCAGCUGUUCCGAGUCUCGGCGAAGACGAACUGGGCCGAUGAAAGUGCGCAGGUGCAGGUCUGGUCUGUCACCCCUGAAGGGAAGAAGAUCAUCGACCACGCCUACUGUCUUAUCAAGUUCUUCGACACCAGUGCUGCGGAGCUCGAAUGGAAGCGAAAUGCCUACCUCAUUAAGAGGAGCAUCGAGCAUCUCCAGGAGAGCACUGAAUCUGGUCAGGCCCACCGGAUGAAGCGAGGGAUGGUCUACAAGCUGUUCAGCUCCCUGGUCGACUACGACGAUAACUACAAGUCCAUCCAAGAAGUCAUUUUGGACAGCGACCAGCAUGAGGCCACUGCUCUCGUGAAAUUCCAGGCUCCUCCUGGCAACUUCCAUCGCAAUCCAUUCUGGAUUGACAGCAUUGGCCACCUGUCUGGCUUUAUCAUGAACGCCAGUGAUGCGACUGAUUCAAAGAACCAGGUCUUCGUCAACCAUGGCUGGGACUCGAUGCGUUGCUUGAAGAAGUUCGAUCCCAACGUCACUUACCGGACCUACGUGAGGAUGCAGCCCUGGCAGAACUCGAUCUGGGCUGGAGAUGUCUACCUCUUUGAAGGGGACGAUAUUGUUGCUGUGUAUGGUGGCGUCAAGUUCCAAGCACUGGCACGGAAGAUCCUUGAUGCUGUUCUUCCUCCCGCUGGAGCAUCAGCCCCCAAGCCUGGUUCGAAGCCCGCACCUCCAGCUAUUGAUGUUCAAAAGUCGAAGACAGGCCCCGCGAAGAAGCCCCGUGCCAGCCCUGCAGCAGCACCCAAGUCUGCGGGACCGAGCAUUGCUGUGCGUGCUCUUGGGAUCUUGGCCGAGGAGGUUGGCCUGUCCACAUCUGAAAUCACCGACGAUCUCAACUUCGCCGAUUACGGCGUGGACUCUCUCCUUUCGCUGACCGUCACAGGGCGGUAUCGUGAGGAAAUGGGCAUUGACCUGGAAUCCUCUGUCUUUGUCGACCAGCCGACUGUCAAGGACUUCAAACGCCUCUUGGCGCAGAUGGGCCCUGCCGAGCACAGCAGCGAUGAAUCAAGUAGCGAAGCCGAUCUAUCUUCCUCUGCGUCGACCACAGACGUCUCGUCUCCUAACUCCAGUGGUCUCCCGACGCCUGCUAACGAGAAGUCAAUGUCCCUCGAGCAGAACGACAGCAUGAAACAGAUCUGCUCGAUUCUGGCAGAGGAAAUUGGAGUUGAGCCAGAUGAGAUCCAAGCAGACGCCAACCUGGGCGAAAUGGGUUUGGAUUCUUUGAUGUCGCUUACUGUCCUGGGGAAGAUGCGCGAGCUUCUGGAUCUCGAUCUCUCCGGCGAGUUCUUCAUUGAAAACCAGACUCUCGCGGACAUUGAAGUUGCUCUGGGCUUGAAGCCCAAAGUUACUGCCGCGGAGCCGAUUCGGCUUCCCGAGAAACUUCCGGUCGAAGCACCCAAGCCUGCAGCAAGCACUGGGACCCAGCACCCCCCGGCAACCUCCAUCCUCCUGCAAGGAAACCCGAAAACAGCCACCCAGAAACUGUUCCUGUUCCCUGACGGCUCCGGUUCAGCCACUUCCUAUGCCACCAUCCCCGGAGUGUCUCCAGACAUCUGCGUAUACGGACUGAACUGCCCAUACAUGCGGACGCCCGAGAAUCUCAAGUAUAGCCUGGAUGAGCUGACAGCGCCCUACGUGGCCGAGAUCCGGCGACGCCAGCCCACAGGGCCCUACAACUUCGGCGGCUGGUCCGCAGGCGGGAUCUGCGCGUACGACGCCGCGCGCCAGCUGAUCUUCGACCACGGCGAGCAAGUAGACCGCCUCCUCCUUCUCGACUCGCCGUUCCCCAUCGGGCUCCAGAAGCUUCCCCCGCGGCUCUACAGCUUCUUCGACUCGAUCGGCCUGUUUGGCGAGGGCAAGGCGCCGCCGCCGAAAUGGCUGCUCCCGCACUUCCUGGCCUUCAUCGACUCUCUGGACGCCUACAAGGCGGUCCCUUUCCCCUUCUCCGACAGCAAGCUGGCCGCCAAGCUCCCCAAGACUUACAUGGUCUGGGCCAAGGAUGGGGUAUGCUCCAAGCCGAAUGAUCCUCGCCCCGGCCCCGCCGAGGAUGGCAGCCCCGAUCCUCGUGAGAUGCUCUGGCUGCUGAACAACCGUACCGAUCUCGGCCCGAAUGGCUGGGAUUCUCUUGUCGGUCCGAAUAACGUCGGCGGCAUCACUGUCAUGGAGGGGGCUAAUCAUUUCACCAUGACUCGUGGUGAAAAGGCAAAGGAGUUGGCGGCGUUCAUGGCUAAUGCAAUGGCUUCAACAUGA